AUGUUGUCCGCCGUACGGCACAGCCAGUCUCCAGAACACGACGACAUGCCGAACUGGAUGCUGCACGACCUGCUCUCCUGCACCUCCGGAUGCGUGACACUCACUCUAGACGGCAAAUUCCCAGACUUGGACAUGGUAUUGGCCUUGAUUUUGAGCAAGGCCCAAACCGCGCAAAGCCAUUGCUAUCUGAAGCAUACCUGGGCGCUCGACAAGUACAUCCUCUCGUAUCUUGUCAUCUGGUGCACAGCCGCGGGAGAAAGUGGUGUGUAUCGAAUCGAACGUCUGCGGGAGCUCCAGCAGGUGUUGAUCUUGAUCAUGCGUAGCGCCAGGGAGGCAAGCCGACGGCUGCUGAGCCUGGGUCUUGCAUAG
This is a messenger RNA of Colletotrichum orchidophilum, 369 nucleotides long. RefSeq lists its product as uncharacterized. Bases 1 to 369 code for a protein of 122 amino acids. NCBI's taxonomy places the organism in Eukaryota, Fungi, Ascomycota, Sordariomycetes, Glomerellales, Glomerellaceae. The record is from RefSeq and is a predicted model, not a curated record. The transcript has a single exon.